CUGAACAUGGCCGCCUGAUCAUGGCAUGAAUUUUACUUUUUAAAAUUUUACUAUUUUAGCCUUAGUGAGGAGUGCAAGUUGCCCUACAAUAAUAUUUAGUCAAGGAGUUUGUGAAAAGCUUCCCUUAAUUAGAAAUGUUUGUUAUUUGCGAUAUCUGUCAGUGUGAAAUUUCGUCAGCUGACCUGUAUGACUACCACAUCAAUGGUAAGCGACAUCAGGUUCAGCUCCGACGAUACCAGACCCGCAGAGAUGAAGCCCUGAGAAGUGUGUAUGUCAGGGGAUUCCCACCCGCUACACAGGAACAUGAGCUGCUCGCUUAUUUCUCCAUGUUCGGACCAGUGGGAAAAAUUAUCUAUGAUGAGAAAAAAUCCGCAAAGACGAAAGUACCAGCCUUUGCAAUUGUGGAAUUUGUGUCACCUGAUACAGUUAAAACCGUUACAAGUUACGGACAACACGUCUUAAACAGCCAACACGUAGAAAUCCGACCCCGAACAUUUAAGGAGCUGCGAACAGAACCUUAUUUCCCAUGGCAGCGCCAAGAGAAUAACAAGGACAUGCCAUGGAAUAGGUACCAAAACAAUUUUGAAAAGUUAGCAGCCAAGAAUAUACAGGUGGGUCCAUAUGAGAGCUACAAUACCUACCAGCCCAAAGGGAAAAAAGCCAAAGGUCCCAAGCCAACCAAGCAGGGUAGAGCCAAGGAUUCUGAGGGUCAGGAGAUAAUCCCCAUACAGCUGGAGGAGUUCAGGAAUUACUUAACAGAACAUCAGUGUGUGGGGAUUCAGACUCAGAUGAUGCUGUUAGUCGAACUAACACAGGUUACGGCUCUAGAGUUCCAGUACCGCUAUACAAUAUGUAAAACUCUCGAGGACGCUCUAACACCAUUCUUCCCAGGGAUGACAGUAAAUCAGUUUGGGUCAUCUGUGAAUGGAUUUGGAAUCAAAGGCUGUGACAUGGACAUCUUUAUUGACCUGAGUAAACUCGGAAUUCCUUGUAGAACGGGGAAUGUGACCUUGCCCUUUGUGAAGGAUCUGUACACCCUGAAGAAGAAAGCUAAAGCCCCUCUGACCCAGGUCGAUGUGGACGGAAUGAGGAACCUGGACAAGUUGAAGCUGAUCCAGCGGAUUCUGACUGAGCAUGCUCCUACCUGUAUGGAGUCCCAGAUUAUACCAAGUCAGCGAUGUCCCAUCUUACGCUUCACCGAUUACAACUCCCAAAUCAAGUGUGAUCUCUCCAUUAACAACAAAUUGGCCCUACAAAACACCAGGUUACUCCAGACCUUCAGUUUGUUUGAUGCAAGGAUCAAGCCCCUGGUCUACACCAUCAGGUAUUGGGCCAAGGUCAAGGACGUUGCUGGGAAUCCCAAGGCCUCUAACAGACUGUCCUCGUAUGCCCUGACCAUGCUGGUCAUUUACUACCUGAUGAAUACAACGCCCCCUGUGUUACCCCCAGUGGAGGAACUUGCCCGAAUGUGUGGUAGAGAAAGAACUAUUAUUGACCAAUGGGAUUGCUCCUUUGUGUCAUCUCAGUUUAUGCCCCCUACUACCAACAUACAAACCAUAGAGGAGUUGUUACACGGUUUCUUUCAAUACUUUGGUAAUUUUGAUUUCCUGUCAACCCCCAUGUCUGUGAGGACGGGAAAACCCAUGACCUUGGCCCGGGCAGUUCUGGAAAAGACCCUCAAGGUUGGAUCCAUGAUUCUUCAGGAUCCAUUCGUCCUAGACCACAACAUUACACAGAAUGUCAAUUCAAACAUGGUCAUCAAAAUCAUCAAAGAAAUGAAGCUUGCCGAGGCUAAAGCACAGCGCUGGUUUGAUGUGGCUUGUGCAGAGACAAAAAGCAUUAUGGACAUACUAGAUAACGAAAUACCCCAGGGGUUUGAUAUGAAGAAAAUAAAACUUAAGAAUCCUAUGUCGGAGGAGCUUGGUACUUACCAGAUGCUCAUCAGAAUGAACAUGGACAAGCUUUCCCGCGCGGAUGUCCAGGCCCUGGAGGCCGGGGGAAACAUGCAACUCAGCUGGUGUAAAAAGAUGAUGGUGUUCUUAUACCGCCUGAUAGAGAGAAGUCUCAUGUUUGACUGCGAUUUGGCAGACGUUAAACUCCCGGUCAACCUGAAGUCUUCUAGAAACUACACCAUCUACAGAUGUGUGAACAAACCAUUCCGCCCAACAGCUAUGGGUGAGGAGGGACAGGAGUCUCAAGAGUAUAUGGAGGGUCAGCAGGGAGAUGGGGAGGGUCAAAUGACAGAGGAAACCAGUCAGGCAGCUGGAGGAAGCUUGUCAGAGGGUCAGGAUAAACCAAGCACAUCGGGGGGUCAGGAUAAACCAGGUACAUCGCAGGGUCAGGAGAAACCAAGUACAUCAGAGAAGUAUCAUCAGUCUACUGAGUAUGAUGAAAUGGGAGACUAUGAUGAAGACUACAAUGAUAAUCUAGGCUGGGCACCUGCAGGGAAAGGUCCCACAUCUUCCAGCACUGUUGAUGGAACAGAAUUAGUGGCAGUGAGGGAUCCCCUCCAAGAGGAUGAGGAGGACGAAGAAGAUCGGAGGAAGCAGGAGGAAGAGGAAAGGCUGGCAGAGGAGGAAGACAGGAAGAACGAUCCUUCAUACAUCCAGUACGAUUUCCAGGACUCCGAGUACUACAUCGACAUGGAUGUUAAGGUCAUGUGCAGGAUUUGGGUGGAGAGAAAGAAUGUGAUGAAGGAGCUGAAGGAUAGAGGAUUUAGAGAGAAUCUGCAGUUAGAACAGACUGUUUCUGAGAGGCUGUUCUAUGAAAUCCACGGUCCCAUGAAGUGGCCUGUCACACAGUUCCGCUGUGUGCUGCGAUCCAUUGUGACGGACAACGGAGCCUCAGUGUUACUGGACUGUAUGGCUGAUCCCCGACAGAAGGAGUACGAUUGUAUUUUCCACUACAUGAAAAAGUUCAUAAUCAAGAGUGUUGAUAAGUACUUUUAUGCAUAGACUGGCAGAAAAAAGGAACAUGAUAUAAACAGUGUUUUUUGUUGUUCCAUUUUUUUGUUGUUGUGGUGUUUACAGUUGUAAAAUGUUUCUAACAAUGUGUUUGGUUAUGAUUGCAUUGCUUUUAUAAUUGAGAUCAACAAUUGUAUAAAGUACAUAUACUGAGAAAAAAAAAUAUUGUUUUUGAUAUAUGGAUGUUAGAUGAUUCUAGAUUCAAAAUUCUGUUUUGAUUUUCUCUACAUGUAGUAGUAUUUCUAAAUGUAGAUAUAUUCACUGAAUAUUUAAUAGUACAUAUAGUACCGGUACAUUAAUACAUUUGCUUUGUUUUUCUAUAGACUAGUUACACAGCAUAACAAUUCAUGGUAGCACAGGUAUUCAAGUUGAACUGUGUGAGAGAACUGGAUUUUAGUGUGAAGAAACAGUUUAAAACCAGUGCAUGUACAUCAUAUGUCCAGUGCUGCAAAUUGUUCAAGGAAAACUUUAUUUAAAGUACAUGUACAUAUACAUGUAUUGAUUUCAUUAAAAUUUUGCCUGAAAUUGCACUUGACUUAGUUAAUUGAUAAAAAUUUAAAAUUGA
Saccostrea cuccullata (small rock oyster) is the source of this 3528-nucleotide messenger RNA. RefSeq lists its product as uncharacterized. The record is from RefSeq and is a predicted model, not a curated record. Bases 135 to 2954 code for a protein of 939 amino acids. Gene Ontology annotation, molecular function: RNA binding; poly(A) RNA polymerase activity. Gene Ontology annotation, cellular component: nuclear speck; mitochondrion. The transcript has 10 exons. NCBI's taxonomy places the organism in Eukaryota, Metazoa, Mollusca, Bivalvia, Ostreida, Ostreidae.